Messenger RNA from Penicillium chermesinum, 1134 nucleotides. RefSeq lists its product as uncharacterized. The record is from RefSeq and is a predicted model, not a curated record. NCBI's taxonomy places the organism in Eukaryota, Fungi, Ascomycota, Eurotiomycetes, Eurotiales, Aspergillaceae. Bases 1 to 1134 code for a protein of 377 amino acids. The transcript has a single exon.
AUGAACGACUACACACGAAGGAUCGAUAUCCGUGGUCAUCGAAUUGCACCACUCAACGGCGACACCGCAGUCUACUCGAGUCUUGAAGCAAGAUGGGCAUAUCAUCACCACAAGCCAUGGAAUGGAAAGUUUCAUCACUUUAAUAUAACAGAGGACUUUUGCAUCGAUGACCAUGAUCAUGAAGCUCCUCAGAAAACACCUGAUGAUUAUUUCCCACUUUUAUACAGCCCGCUCCCGGCAGACCUUCCCCUUAUCGACAAAGAUAAACUUUUCUAUGUUGCUGCAUACACAGGGGACAUUGAUCGCUAUGUGCGCUUGAAAAGACCACAAACCCUUCCGCACGAGCGAUCUAUCGUGAUUCAUGGCAUUUAUCAUAAUGUAUUCUUCGCCAAAUGGUGGAGUACUCAAGUCGCAGAACCCCCGAAAUCUGGGGCAGAGAUUUCGAUCAGGCGCGCAAUUAACGCACGACGCAUAAUGUCCAAUGACUUGUCCUGGAUGGCAGCAGAUACGCCGGAAAAUUUGCUACCUGAAAACAUAUGGUAUCCCUCUUUUGCUCGACCAUCCACCUACGAGAGCCUGGCCCAUCUUCAGCCAAAAAUGUUCACGAGGUGUCUCCGGGCUUGUAUUGCAGCAGGAUAUGAUCACACAUGGGAUCAGUUGUUGUUGGAACCUCCCGAGGGUGUGCAGAGUUUCAAAAGCUCUGGCCAUCCCAGCGACCGGGACAGUUUGAAAUUGUGGCGAAUCUCCAGGAUUGUCGAUGCAAACAUUUGGGAAGAAGCGAACUCAGUACCACAGAAAAAGUUUCUGCAGGAGAUUUGUGCUGCCGUACCAGACAUACUCAAUGACCCACCAUAUGGCACAGAUGGCGAUUGGGCAUCAAGCUACACCGCAAGUGACCUACAUCGUUCAAGCUCACCUGAUAUAUUUAUUCAUGAUCCAGUUCAACCAACUUCGGGAAUUGGUCCAUAUGAUGGGUUGGAGGGCGACAUUGGAGACAUUGGACUCGCUGUAUUUGUAAGGGACAAUCUCGAGAUAGAAGCCUGGGAACGAGAGCAGGAGAAAAGAGGGUCGUCCGAAUCUUUCUUGCUUCUGCAGGAGAUAAGGGACGUAUUAGCAACAAUAAGAUCUUCAUAG